This is a messenger RNA of Peromyscus leucopus (white-footed mouse), 2915 nucleotides long. RefSeq names its product TNFAIP3 interacting protein 1 (gene Tnip1). The coding region runs from base 350 to 2299 and encodes 649 amino acids. The record is from RefSeq and is a predicted model, not a curated record. Gene Ontology annotation, biological process: negative regulation of canonical NF-kappaB signal transduction; regulation of transcription by RNA polymerase II; cellular response to lipopolysaccharide. Lineage: Eukaryota; Metazoa; Chordata; Mammalia; Rodentia; Cricetidae. The transcript has 19 exons.
GUCCUUUCUGUCCUAAGAUUGGCUUAUUCUCAGCUGAUCGUCGAGGCCACCCUGGCUCAGUGACAUCCCUUGUCAGUCCUGGGCCCUCGCUGAGGGGAGGAGUGUGGGCAUGAAGGUGACAGCAUUGUCGAGGACACAGCCGUCCUCUAAGGAGGACAGGUCUGCUUUGCUGCACAGUUUUGGUGGUUUGGGCACUGCUCCUGGCCAGCUGUGAUUGCCUUGGGCCUGCGAUGAGCAGCUGGGUCCCAGAAUGGAUAAGUGACUGGCCCAGCAUCCCACAGCUGCAGGGAGGACAGAGCUGGGCCUGGUACAGCCAGGUGGCCGUCUCGGCAGGGGUUGAGCUACCCUCAUGGAAGGGAGAGGACCCUACCGGAUCUACGACCCAGGGGGCAGCACGCCUCUGGGAGAGGCAUCAGCAGCUUUUGAACGCCUAGUGGUGGAGAAUACCCGGCUGAAGGGGAAAAUACAAGGGAUAAAGACGUUAGGGGAGCUUCUGGAGGAGUCUCAGAUGGAAGCGUCCAGGCUCAGACAGAAAGUGGAGGAACUGGUCAAGGACAGUGAGCUGCCUCCACCACCUCCUGCCCCUUCCUUGGGCUCCUUUGAUCCCCUGGCUGAGCUCACAGGACAGGAUACACAGGUCCAGGUAGAUCCUAAUGCCACCACUACCACCACCACCACCACCACUACCACCACCACCGAAAACUCCCUGGAGAAGCCAGCACCAGCCUCCAAGCCUCCAUCCAAUGGCGCCUCCUCUGACUUUGAAGUGGUCCCCACUGAGGAGCAGAACUCCCCACCCAAAACCGGCAGCCACCAAAGGAACAUGAUGGAGCUGGGGUCCCCACCCCCGGAGGACGGCAAUCUCCUGCUCCACCUGCAGCGCCUGGAGACCACCCUGAGCGUAUGUGCCGAGGAGCCCGACCACAGCCAGCUCUUCACCCACCUGGGCCGCAUGGCCCUCGAGUUCAACAGAUUGGCCUCCAAGGUGCAUAAAAAUGAGCAACGCACGUCCAUCCUGCAGACCUUGUGCGAGCAGCUGCGCCAGGAGAAUGAGGUCCUGAAGGCCAAGCUGGACAAGGGCCUGGAACAGCGGGAUCAGGCUGCUGAGAGGCUGCGGGAGGAAAACAUGGAGCUCAAGAAACUCUUGAUGAACAGCAGCUGCAAGGAGGGCCUCUGUGGGCAGCCCAGCUCCCCAAAGGCAGAGGGUGCUGGCAAGAAGGGCCUGGCCGGACAGCAGCAGGCCAGUGCGAUGGCAGGUAAAGUCCCCGAGGUGGGGGUCUUGGGCACAGCCGAGAAGAAGGUGAAGAUGCUGGAGCAGCAGCGCAUGGAGCUGCUGGAAGUGAACAAGCAGUGGGACCAGCAUUUCCGGUCCAUGAAGCAGCAGUAUGAGCAGAAGAUCACAGAGCUCCGCCAGAAGCUGGCGGACCUGCAGAAACAGGUGACUGAGCUGGAGGCCGAGCGGGAGCAGAAGCAGCGGGACUUUGACCAGAAACUCCUCCUGGCCAAGUCGAAGAUCGAGAUGGAGGAGACUGGCAAGGAGCAGCUGGCCGUGGAGGCCAAGGAAUUACGCCAGAAGGUCAAGUACCUGCAGGACCAGCUGAGCCCACUCACCCGGCAUCGAGAGUACCAGGAAAAGGAGAUCCAGCGGCUCAAUAAGGCCCUGGAGGAGGCCCUCAGCAUCCAGGCCUCGCCAUCCUCUCCACCUCCAGCUUUUGGGAGCCCAGAAGGGGCUGGGGGCCACCUGAGGAAGCAGGAGCUAGUGACUCAAAAUGAGCUGCUGAAACAACAGGUCAAGAUCUUUGAGGAGGACUUCCAGAGGGAACGGAGUGACCGUGAGCGCAUGAAUGAAGAGAAGGAAGAGCUGAAGAAGCAGGUGGAGAAGCUACAGGCUCAGGUCACCCUGACCAAUGUCCAGCUCAAAGCACUCAAAGAUGAGGAGAAGGCCAGAGAAGCCCUCAAACAGCAGAAGAGGAAAGCGAAGGCCUCAGGAGAGCGCUACCACGUGGAACCCCACCCUGAGCACCUCUGCGGGGCCUACCCCUAUGUCUACCCUCCCAUGCCAGCAGCCAUGGUGCCCCAGCACGCCUACAAGGACUGGACCCAGAUCCGCUACCCUCCGCCCCCCAUGCCCAUGGAACACCCGACCCCACUCCCCAGCUCUCGCCUCUUCGUUAUGCCGGAGUACCCCUGGCGUCCACCCUGUGCAGGGAUCCAAAAUCCGACCUCCCAAGUGAUGGACCCGCCCCCCGACAGGCCUUCAGAAGCAGAGCCAGCUGACCUCAGAUUGCCGAGAAACUAGAGGCCAUGUGCAUGUUGUGUGGCCCGAGCCUUGGCUGAGCAGAGGCUGGGAUGAGCAGGCGGCCCACGUCACAAGCCUCACCUCGAACUGUUUACAAGACUAGGGAGACUCUACCCAGGAGGUCUCUACCAGUUCUUCUGGAUGCUGCCUCUUGCCAAGACAAGGGGGCCUCCCCUGGCUUUGACCUGCCCUCUUUUGCUGAGGCCACCGGCUGUUCAUCCUGAGAGUUGGGUGCAACCAAGACCCCUUCCUCUCAGAACCUUGAAGCAUUUGUUCCAGGCUCUCCAGAGACCACACCCAGUUCAUGUGCGUGCGUGUGUAAUUUUUGCUUCAAGCUCAGCGACAGGACCUGCCCCAUACCCCCUCCUUACCCCUCUGUGAGGAGUUAUGGGAGGGGGCUUCUCUCCAGCAGAAGAGAACGAUGGGAUGUUAUGAUGUCACCGUGAUCUGGGACGAAGGCCACCCCAGCCGUGUCUGAAGGGCCCCAGCCUUGAAGCGGCCCUCAGCCACCGCAGUUAGAUGUUUAUGGCACCAGAGGUCUGUAUUAAGGUAGCUGUCUGUUGCUAGGCAGCUGUUUGCACAAAUCUUGGACAUAAAUCCAACUUGAGGAUCAACA